Molecule: messenger RNA, 912 nt
Organism: Magnusiomyces paraingens
Lineage: Eukaryota; Fungi; Ascomycota; Dipodascomycetes; Dipodascales; Dipodascaceae
Exons: 2
Coding region: 1-912 (303 amino acids)
Source: RefSeq, a predicted model, not a curated record
AUGUCAGAUACUGAAAAAGAUCCAGAAACUGUCGAAUCUCCCAAACCUGAGAUUGAUGAAGAGGCUGAGAAGGCUGCCAGAUUAGCAUCAGCUAAGAAACGACUUCAAGAACUAAAGAAACAACAAAAAAAGAAGAAUAAGAAGAAAACAGAAACAUCACAGCCUACAACAGACUCUGAAUCUGUGACUGAAGAUGUAACUAAAUCGCCGAAUCCUGACCAAACAGUCACGGAUGUUGGAAAAGACUCUGAGGAAGAUACAACUAACAGCACUAAUAUCAGUCCUGUUACUACAGAACCAGCUGAAACAGCCAGUAAUACAGAUACCAUUAAGGAACAGCAGGAGGAAUCAGAAAAACGCAUCAAAGAACUGGAAGAGAAGCUGGAACAGGCCACUACUACAAUUGAACAACUGCAAAAGGAGGUGUCGACAUACAAGUCACAAUUAGAACAGUUUUCAGAAGAGGGUCCUGGCCCACAAGUCAAGAGCAUACCAAGUGAGGUUACAAGUCCUGUAUCUGAGAGCCCUGAAGAAGUUUCUAAACUUACAUUGCAAAUUGAAUCGCUCAAAGUUGAAAACAAUUUCCUUAGUGACAAGGUAUACACUCUGGAAGCCAGAGUUGCCAACUUGCUAUCGACAAACAAGAAGAAUGCCAUUGAUUUUGCGCGUGAUACGUCAGAUUUUGAUAGCGAUAUUGCGUCACUGAGCUCUCCAGUUUUGGAGACUCGUGGAGAUGCUGCACGGUACAAUGCGGGGCAGCAGCCACGGGUUGCCUCCUUUGCAGAAAUGGACCUGUACGGCGAUGUGAGCAAGAUCCGCAAUAUCAACCAAGAAAUGGACCGCUGGAAGGGCUGGCAGGUUGAUAUGAGAGGCUGGAGAACCCUAGGAGUUGGACCAGUCUUUGCAAUUUAA